Molecule: messenger RNA, 3052 nt
Organism: Rotaria sordida
Lineage: Eukaryota; Metazoa; Rotifera; Eurotatoria; Philodinida; Philodinidae
Source: the annotation of a GenBank genome assembly
AUAAGGUUUAGCACUUUAACUAUAAAUUUAAAUAAAAAUAAAAAUAAGAGUUCUUUGCAAUUUAUGUUUCAAAAAGUUAAAGCUGCAUUAAAUUCCCUGACAUUUUUUCUUGUAGAGAAAUUAUUUUUUCAAAAAAAAAGCAAACGCAUAUAAGGAAAGUGACCCUUUUUAUGAAGAAAUGUUUUUUCAAAAAAAAACAAUUGUCUUUUGAAAAAAAUACUAUUUUGUUUUAAAAUUAAAAUACGACGACAAUCUUGAUACGUACAAGUUUUACGAGAAGAGAGCGGGAGGUCGAGGGCUAAAAAGAUCAACUGAAAGCUGCUUUUGAAUUCGACCAGAAUUAGUAGAUUACAGUGAUAUUUUUACAAAUAGUACGGAAAAAAAUGAAUAAAACGCUUAAAAUUCUUUUAUUAAGGAGUCAAGCUUAGGGUAAUUGGGAUGUGAGUCUUUCUUCCAGUAAGAAAGCUCUGAUAAAUUCAUAUGAAAUAUGUCUUUUUUUAAAAUCCAAUUUUAAUAAUCAAGACUUUGCAAACUUUGUGAUACUUUGUCUUAAAAACAGAGCGUUAUUUUACACUUCAACGAGAAAAAUUUCAUUUCAUUUGAUUUUUUUAUUUUAGAUUUCUAUUGGAAACUCCAUUACGUGUCACUUUGUUUUUGUUUUUUAUCUCUUUCUAAAAAACACAUCUGGCACCAUCUAAAUCAAAACCACGACCAUCUACAUGUUUUUAAAAAAACUAUGGAUCGAAAAUGCAGUACAAUAAAACAAGCCAUAAUUCGUUUCAUAUUUUUUUCUAUGAUUGUAUUUAUUUGUUAAUUUUUUGUUGAUCGUAAAAUUGAUUUUAAAAUAAAUUUAACGAUUAAGACGAUCGUCAAUACACAGAAAACAGAUUUGAUUCAUAUAAAAGAAAGUACAACAAAACAAACUUAGAUGCAAUAAGAUAAAGUUAAAGAAUUCAUUUUGUGAAGCUGUCAUUUUGUAUUGUACUACCCUUCCAUGCUGAAGCCAUUAAAGACUCUUUUUUCCGAUUGGUCAGAUUAUAUCGAUUAUUUCUCUGGUACAAUCACUUUUUUAGAAAAAACUAAAAGCACAGCUCGAUAGAGAAUUUUUUCUUCUAUCUUCUAGUAUUAACAAAAACCUCGGCCCAUUUAAUUUUCUAAGAGGUCGCCACACGUAGUGCAUUUGAUAUUGAUUCGCUUAAAACGCUAUACUUUUUUCGCUCUGUCGGCAUACUAUAUGGUACGUACCCACAAGGCGACGAAGUGAAUAAUCAAUAUCGGAAAAUGCACCAAGAGAGGGCGCCACAUAUCUUGCCACUUUUUCAAGAACUUUUGAUACUAUAUUUUGAACUUAUAAAGUGAUUUAAUGAUUUUGGUAGUGAUAGUUUUACUCGCCCUAGUUCGGUUUAAGAGAUCGUCACUGAUUGGUCGUUGAGUAUGAACCAUAUUGGCUGGACAUAAUCAUAGAAACAUCAUAUGAUGAUAAAGACUAUUGUCAUCAUUUUAGACUAUUGAUAAAUCGUCUACGUAUGCAAAAGAAAUAAAGAAUUGUUUAUUGCUGUGUGUUAUACCAUAUUGUUCAUCGACGUCGUUGCCUGGAAAAAUAAUUUUAUGCUUAAUAUGUGGAAAAAAAGAUCGACAAGCUCGUUGCAAGUAUACGCAAAUUUGCACAAUUGAACGAGAAGAAAAAGUUCGUAAAGCAUAUCAAACUCGUUAUAAUAAGGAAUUAAGUGGUACACUACUAAAUCAAUUAGUGCAUGCAAUUUGCUACAAAUCACUUGUUGUUGGAAUUGAACCGGUAUCUGUCGCAAAUAAAAUAGGAAGACCAAAACGAAAAAAAAAAUAUUCAUGUCUUGAUUCAAAUCCUGCUAGAAUAUUAAUGGAUAUUACAAAUCAUCCAACAACAAUUACUACAAAAUCUAAUUUCUUUUCUACUGAAGACAGAAACAAAUCAUUUUAUGUUGGUGAAAAUAAUGAAAAAUAUACUUCUGAAUUUACAGUUGAGUGCAGCUCGAAUGCAGCACCAACAUUAUCUUCAUUAAUUGGUAUUCAUAAUCAAAUUUCUAGUAGUAGUAUAUCAUUUGUACAAUCCGAACAAGAUAUUAUCUCAAGAAAUUCUACUGAAGCAUCAUUGAUCACCAGUGGUAUAACAGAAGCAACAUCCACAUAUGAAGUGUUUGAACCAAUUAUAAACAAUUGUAACGACGUGUUUGCUGAUCGACAAGAGGAAGAUAUUACAACGUCAACUGAUAUUGAAUCAAUAGAAAAAUAUACAAUAGAUUCAACACAAACAGCAUUAACAUAUGAAGUAUUUGAACCAAUUGUAAAUAAUUGGAACAAUGUAUUUGCUGAUCGUCAAGAAGAAGAAGAUAUUACAACGUCAACUGAUGUUGAAGCAAUAGACAAAUAUACAAUAGAUUCAACACAAACAGCAUUAACAAAUGAAACUAUAUUUCAAGAUGAUACACGUGCAGCUAGUCCCGACGACGAUGAUUUAUCUUUUGAAAUGGUCAUCAAUGGUCAAUGUACAAAUGAAGUUGUAAUACGAAAUGAAAGUAUAAAACGAAAACGAGAUAAAUUGAAACGAACACGAAAAAGAAUAUUUACUCAUUCUUUUAAACAUCGUCGUCGGUCAAUCAUCACACAAAAACCAUUACCACUAUAUCCUGAUCAAGAUACACCUAAUGAUUUUUAUUCAAACACUUUUUGUAGAUGUCAUCAAGAUCUUUGUUGUAAUAGAACUUACAAUUCAUCAAUUCAACAAGUGAAAAUCAAGUCGAAUAAAUUCGGAUUAACACCUUCAUCAAUUCAAAAUAAUUCAUUUCAUGUAACAUCAAUACAAUCUCAAUCUAUCUACGAAUCUUCUGAAGACGAACGUGUAUUUCAAUCACCAUAUGCGUGUUCAACUCCGAAGCUCAAUGGAAUGAAAAAUAAUCUUACAUCAUUGAAUUUUAAAACUCCAUCACUGACAGUAUCAUUAACACCUCGUCGCACUCCUCAUUUUCGAAAAUACUUUCGCACAACGAAAACUGCAAGUCAACCUGAUCUUAAUUAA